Messenger RNA from Melampsora larici-populina 98AG31, 984 nucleotides. Its product is annotated as family 15 glycosyltransferase. Gene Ontology annotation, cellular component: Golgi apparatus; membrane. Gene Ontology annotation, biological process: cell wall mannoprotein biosynthetic process; protein N-linked glycosylation. The record is from RefSeq and is a predicted model, not a curated record. Gene Ontology annotation, molecular function: alpha-1,2-mannosyltransferase activity. The annotation marks the transcript as partial. NCBI's taxonomy places the organism in Eukaryota, Fungi, Basidiomycota, Pucciniomycetes, Pucciniales, Melampsoraceae. The transcript has 4 exons.
UACCCAUCUGACGUUUAUCCGGCCCUUAUGAACCCAUAUCGAAGGGCUAAUGCUACUUUUGUUGCUCUGGUACGGAGCUCAGAAAGAGAAUCUAUGAUGCAAAGUAUGCGGUCGAUUGAGGAUCGAGUCAAUCGCAAGUUCGGUUAUCCAUGGGUCUUCCUGAAUGAAGAAGAAUUCACCGAAGACUUUAAAGCAGGCGUGAAGUCUAUGACUCGUUCACAAGUCUAUUUCGGACUCAUCCCAAAGGAAGAUUGGGGUUAUCCCUCUUUUAUUGAUCAAGAACGAGCGAAUCGGACAAGAACACAGAUGGGUAAAAAUGGAAUCGUCUACGGACAAAGCGAGAGUUACCGUCAUAUGUGUCGAUAUCAAUCGGGCUUCUUUUUUAGGCACCCUUUAAUGCUCAACUUCAAUUAUUAUUGGCGAGUGGAGCCAUCAGUUGAGCUUUUCUGUGAUCAAGAUUACGAUCCAUUUGUUUUUAUGGAAUCAAAUCAAAAAGUAUACUCAUUUGUUCUCUCAUUGUACGAAUAUCGGGCCACACUUCCAACUCUCUGGAAUGUCACUCGAGAAUUUGUCACGUCGAACCCUUCCUCACUAGCACCUGAUAAUUCAUUAGGCUUCUUAGUGGAUCAACUAGAAAAAGGAAUGGAUGCAGAAUAUAACCUAUGUCACUUUUGGUCCAAUUUCGAAAUUGGUGAUCUACGAUUUUGGCGCUCUCAAACCUAUCUUGAUUUCUUCAAUCAUCUUGAUCGAAAAGGAGGGUUUUACUACGAAAGAUGGGGAGACGCGCCUGUUCAUUCAAUCGCUGCAUCUUUAUUUUUAUCUACUUCGCAAAUCCAUCAAUGGGAUGAUAUUGCUUACUAUCAUCCUCCUUUCACUCAUUGUCCCACUAAUCUACAAAAGCAUCACGUUAAUGGUAAAUGUUAUUGUGAUCCAAAAGAUAACUUUGACAGCUUACCUUAUAGUUGUACACCACGAUGGUGGAAA